GCAGGAACAAAAUGGCGUUCUCUCUUUUUACACUGGAUACCUCCAAGUGGCAUUAUACAACGUUGAUUCGUAGUUCAACCACAACGUUACGAUGUCGGGAGGAUUAGAUGUAUUAGCUCUUAAAGAGGAAGAUGUAACCAAAAUGUUGGCUGCAUGUACCCAUUUGGGAAGUGAAAAUGUUAACUUCCAAAUGGAACAGUAUGUCUACAAACGACGAGUUGAUGGAGCCGGAGUGACUGUUAUUAACUUACGUCGUACCUGGGAAAAACUUCUCCUAGCUGCCCGAGCUAUUGUAGCAAUUGAACAUCCUAGUGAAGUUUUCGUUAUCAGUUCUCGAUUCCAUGGACAAAGAGCUGUUUUGAAAUUCGCAGCUCAUACUGGCGCUACUCCAAUUGCUGGAAGAUUUACUCCUGGAGCAUUUACUAAUCAAAUUCAAGCUGCUUUCCGUGAACCACGUUUAUUGGUAGUUACUGACCCAGCAGCUGAUCAUCAACCCAUCACUGAAGCCAGUUAUGUCAACAUUCCUGUUAUCGCUUUCUGUAAUACAGAUUCACCAUUGCGGUUUGUUGAUAUUGCAAUUCCUUGCAAUAUUAAGAGCAUUCAUAGCAUUGGUUUAAUGUGGUGGCUGUUAGCACGUGAGGUCCUUCGUCUUCGUGGAUCUAUUCCACGUGAAGUUAAAUGGGAUGUUGUUGUUGACUUAUUCUUCUGGAGAGAUCCUGAAGAGGCUGAAAAAGAAGAACAAGCAGCGAAAGAAAUCGCUCCAGCUCCUAAAGACUUUGUUGCUGCUGAUGCUACAGCUGAUGGUGGAUGGGGCAAUGAAGUCGACAACGUCAAUUCUGCUCCAGAAAACUGGGCAGAUGAUGUUCCAACAGCUCCCAAUGUACCAGUAGCAGGAGCUCCUGUUGCAUUUGCUGCAUCAGGUGAUUGGGCUACUCAAGUCCAGGAUGAAUGGUCAGCAAAUAACCAACAAGCACCUGCUACACAAAACUGGGGAGGAUCUGCUGCUGAUAAGUGGACGUAAAAUGAAUUGAACUAUUGUCAAGACUACACUUAUUACAGUGAUUGUAUUUAAGUGGUACAAAAUAAAACAUUGAAUACAAAUUUUAAUAAAA
This is a messenger RNA of Chelonus insularis, 1112 nucleotides long. RefSeq names its product stubarista 40S ribosomal protein SA (gene sta). Gene Ontology annotation, biological process: ribosomal small subunit assembly; cytoplasmic translation. The record is from RefSeq and is a predicted model, not a curated record. Lineage: Eukaryota; Metazoa; Arthropoda; Insecta; Hymenoptera; Braconidae. Bases 92 to 1021 code for a protein of 309 amino acids. The transcript is spliced from 5 exons. Gene Ontology annotation, cellular component: ribosome; cytosolic small ribosomal subunit; 90S preribosome. Gene Ontology annotation, molecular function: structural constituent of ribosome.